Messenger RNA from Symbiodinium pilosum, 1411 nucleotides. The record is from the annotation of a GenBank genome assembly. Lineage: Eukaryota; Dinophyceae; Suessiales; Symbiodiniaceae.
GAUUGCAGGGACCUCGGAGCUGACAGACCAGACAUUCAAGGUGCAGUGCGCGCCGGACAUUACGCUGGUUCGACAAACUUUGAGCGCCAACGACUGGCAAGUCAUCGUUGAGAGUAAUUCAGAGGCCUUCAGAUUUGCCCCGCUGUGCGUGAGGGAAGAUCGAGCCUUUGCCCUCAAUGCUAUUUCCCAAAAUGGGCACUGUCUCAAGCACGCUCCCUUUCUUCAAGCCGACCGUUCGGCGGUGAUGAACGCUGUGCACGAGGCUGGUUGUGCUCUCCAGUAUGCAUCAGAGGACCUCAGGCGUGAUCAUGAGGUGGUGCUGGCUGCGGUUCGCAACGAUGCUGAAGCGUUGGCGUAUGCCGCGCCCGAGCUCCAGGAAGACCGUCGCUUUUUGCUCUCGGUCCUGCGGCGGAACAGCGCAGUGUAUGCCGUUCUCUCAGCAGACCUCCGCAAAGACCCUACAUUUGCUUUGGCUGCUGUGGAGCAGAAUGGUGACUCCCUGGCAUGCAUGUGCGAAGCCUUCCGAGAAGAUCCUGCUCUCGUCGCUGCAGCUGUGAAACAAAACGGUCUUGCACUCCGACACGCACCUCAGUGGCUGCGUGCAGACCGCGAGUGUGUCCUACUUGCAGUCUCUGAAAAUGAAGGGGCUUUGCAAUAUGCUGCCAGAGACCUCCAGGCUGAUAAGGCUCUUGUCCUGAGCGCCAUCUCAGAGACAGGGCUCGGCCUUGCGCUUCAGUAUGCAGCUGAAAGCCUUCUGCAGGAUGAGGAAUUCUUGCUGGAUGUCAUUCAGAAGAAUCCAGAUGCUUUGCUACACUCCCCUGCCGAAAGCUUGCACCACAGCCGAAGCUUCAUGCUCGAGGCCGCGCGGAGGAACGGCGGCGCUCUGAAGAAUGCAUCUGCCGAUUUGAGAGCUGAUCGCGAAGUGGUGAUCAGAGCCAUCCGUCAUCAGAGCGCGGCUUUCCUGAGUGCAUCAGUAGACCUCCAGACAGAGCCAGGAUUUGUGGCUGAAGCGCUCGGUAUCAAUGGACUUGUCAUCGAGCAUGUUGCGGAACAAUUUUCAAGCGAUCCCGCAAUGGCACUUCGCGCCGUUCAACAGAACUGGAAGGCGAUCCGUUUUUUGCCACUGUCACUUCGGAAAGACAGGACACUCAUUCUUGUAGCGGUGCGCCAAAAUGGGAUGUCAUUACGCUAUGCCGCUUCCUGCGUGCUAGGGGAUCGUGCUAUUGCCUUAGAAGCCGUGAGACGAGACUGGCGAGCUCUACAGUAUCUUCCUUCAGAGCUCCAGGGAGAUCACGAGAUCGGGAAGGCCGGCGUGGAUCAAGAUCGCCGAGCCCUGCCCUACGUAUCCCUUGAUCUUCAAGUGGUUUUGGGCAGCCAGGUUGAAACCUUGCCUCUUGGGAGCCCGGAAUAA